GUCAGAUCAAACUUCGUGAAUCACUCAACAAUGGGGAUCUCCAUGAACGUUAGUUCAAGCUCAACAAAUACCUCACAUUUCCGUGUUCAAAAGGUCUUCCUUCUCUGCAAUUACCUUCUCUUGGGUGCUGCCUCAAGCUGUAUCUUUCUCACCCUCUCCCUCCGCCUCUUGCCGUCGAUUAGCGGCCUCUUCCUCAUCCUCCUCCAUGUUUUCACCAUUGCCGGUUCCAUUUCCGGCUGCAACGCAGCCUCCUCUGGGACUAACCGAUGGUACGCAGCACACAUGGUGUUUACGGUCUUAACGGCUAUAUUUCAAGGGUCUGUUUCAGUACUCAUCUUUACAAGAACAGGAGAUUUCUUACAGGGAUUGAAAUCCUAUGUUAGGGAAGAAGAUGGUAUUGUGAUCUUGAGAAUGGCAGGUGGGCUUUGCAUAUUGAUCUUUUGUCUUGAAUGGAUUGUCUUGAUACUUGCGUUUGUGUUGAGAUAUAAUGCUUUUGUGGAAGGAGAUGGUGUGAAUAGUAAUGCAAUGAAGAGGAGUGCUAAGGUUCAAGAGGAGGAGACGAAAGAUUGGCCAUGGCCAUUCCAAGUUUAGAAGUGCAUGUUGUUUUCUCUGCUCAAGAA
Telopea speciosissima is the source of this 620-nucleotide messenger RNA. RefSeq lists its product as uncharacterized. The transcript has a single exon. The record is from RefSeq and is a predicted model, not a curated record. NCBI's taxonomy places the organism in Eukaryota, Viridiplantae, Streptophyta, Magnoliopsida, Proteales, Proteaceae. Bases 31 to 591 code for a protein of 186 amino acids.